Molecule: messenger RNA, 1741 nt
Organism: Nicotiana attenuata
Lineage: Eukaryota; Viridiplantae; Streptophyta; Magnoliopsida; Solanales; Solanaceae
Product: protein PELOTA 1
Exons: 16
Coding region: 215-1351 (378 amino acids)
Biological process (GO): nuclear-transcribed mRNA catabolic process, non-stop decay; RNA surveillance; ribosome disassembly
Cellular component (GO): cytoplasm
Source: RefSeq, a predicted model, not a curated record
UUUAAUCUUCCCCUCGUCGAGCUAAAAAGUUAAAAACCUAAACAGACAAGGACACUGAGACUCAACCGUUAAAACCUGCAACUUCCAACAGCUGAACCAAUUUCUCUUACAAAAAAACCAAGAGAGAGUUUUAUUCCACUUUCUCUCUUUUACUUUCACACGCAGAGAUUUUUUUUAAUUGAAUUUCCCAAUAAGUUUUGAGCUUAACUUAAUUAUGAAGAUUGUUCGCAGAGACCUUGUUCCUGAUGGCCCUGGUAGCGUCAAGAUAAUUCCAGAAGAAGCGGAUGAUUUAUGGGUUGCCUAUAAUCUGAUAGCUGAAGGUGAUACUGUCUUAGCUGUUACUGUCAGGAAGGUUCUAAGGGAAGCUGCUUCUGGAGGAAGAGAUGCUGAACGAGUGAAACUGAAAUUGGAAGUUAAAGUUGAGAAUGUUGAGUAUGACAAAGAAGGUUCUGCCUUGCGUAUUCGUGGGAAGAAUAUCCUGGAGAAUGAACAUGUAAAGAUAGGGGCCUUUCACACUCUGGAGAUUGAGCUACACAGACCUUUUGUGCUAAGAAAGGUGGUAUGGGACUCACUGGCGCGGGAGGUUCUUCGUCAAGCUUCUGAUCCAUCUGCAAGCGCUGAUCUGGCUGUGGUUCUGAUGCAAGAAGGAUUGGCACACAUACUUCUUAUUGGUAAAAGCGUGACUAUUACUCGUUCUCGUAUAGAGACUUCUAUACCACGCAAGCAUGGACCAGCCAUUGCAGGUUAUGAUAAGGCGUUAAACAAGUUCUUUGAUAAUGUUCUACAGGCCUUUGUUAAGCAUGUUGAUUUCAAGGUAGUUCGCUGUGCUGUGAUUGCAAGUCCAGGAUUCACCAAGGAUCAGUUUCAUCGUCACCUGUUGUUGGAAGCCGAAAGGAAACAGCUAAGACCUAUAAUAGAAAAUAAGUCACGCAUAAUUCUUGUCCAUACAACCUCGGGAUACAAACAUAGUUUGAAAGAGGUUUUGGAGGCCCCAAAUGUAAUGAAUAUGAUAAAAGAUACAAAAGCUGCCAAAGAGGUCCAAGCCCUAAAGGAAUUUUUCGCCAUGCUUUCAAAUGAUCCUGACCGUGCAUGCUACGGACCAAAGCAUGUUGAAGUUGCUCAUGAACGAAUGGCUGUCCAGACACUUCUCAUUACUGACGAGCUCUUUAGGAGUUCUGAUGUAGCAACGAGGAAAAAGUAUGCUAAUCUGGUUGAUUCAGUCAAGGAUUCAGGUGGUACUGCUCUCAUUUUCUCGUCAAUGCAUGUUUCAGGAGAACAACUGGCACAGAUAACUGGCAUUGCUGCGAUCCUUCGUUUUCCUUUGCCGGAACUGGAAGAUAUAGAGAUGUGAAUGAAGAAAGGCCGUUCGUGGGUAAUGUUAUAUUUACACUCCUAAAAAUGCCAUACACACCAGAACAGACUAUUCACUAUAGAAAGAGCGAGAAACUGAAGCUGUAAUCAUUCUUAGGAAUGGAGAUGGCCGUGUUGUUGUACAUCCAAAUUUUGUCUUUUUUAUUAACUAAAAUGUAAUGUAUCGUUGCCUGUUGAGAUGUACUAUACCAUUGUAGCGGUAUUUUUCAUCGCAGGUUUCUGCUUAUAGGAGCCCCAUUUUAAUGUAUUCACUUCUUUCAUGUUCAAUUAGAAUAUCUUUAUUCAGUGGUGCGCUGAUGUAACAAGUCUUUGGACUCUUGAUUGUUAAGUGAAGUUCUCUUGUUAUUGACAGCUGCUCUGGUUUUGCUGU